AUGAGUCGGCAGUUUAGCUCCCGGUCUGGGUACCGGAGAGGAGGGGGCUUCAGCGCUGGCUCUGCUGGAAUAAUCAGCUACCAGCGUAGAACCACCAGCAGCUCCUCACGCCGAAGUGGAGGAGGUGGUGGGAGAGUUUCAGGAGGCUUUUGUAGUGGCGGUGGUGGUGGUGGUGGUUUUGGAAGUCGGAGUCUUGUUAAUCUUGGUGGCAGUAAAAGCAUCUCUAUAAGUGUGGCUAGAGGAGGUGGACGUAGCGGUUUUGGUGGUGGUUAUGGGGGUGGUGGCUUUGGGGGUGGUGGGUUUGGCAGUGGUGGUGGUGGUGGGUUUGGCAGUGGUGGUGGUGGUUUUGGCAGUGGAGGUGGUUUUGGUGGAGGUGGUUUUGGGGGUGGUGGUUUUGGGGGUGGUGGUUUUGGGGGUGGUGGAUAUGGGGGUGGUUAUGGGCCUGUCUGCCCCCCUGGUGGCAUACAGGAAGUCACCGUCAACCAGAGCCUUCUGCAGCCCCUUAAUGUGGAGAUUGACCCUGAGAUCCAAAAAAUAAAGUCUCGAGAAAGGGAGCAAAUCAAGUCACUCAACAACCAAUUUGCCUCCUUCAUCGACAAGGUGAGGUUCCUGGAGCAGCAGAAUCAGGUGCUGCAAACAAAAUGGGAGCUCCUGCAGCAGGUAGAUACCUCCACUAGAACCCACAAUUUAGAGCCCUACUUUGAGGCAUAUAUCAACAGUCUCAGAAAUCGAGUGGACCAACUGAAGAAUGAUCAAUCUCGGAUGGAUUCGGAGCUGAAGAACAUGCAAGACACGGUGGAGGAUUACCGGAACAAGUAUGAGGAUGAAAUCAACAAGCGGACAAAUGCAGAGAAUGAGUUUGUGACCAUCAAGAAGGAUGUGGAUGCUGCUUAUAUGGCCAAGGUGGACCUUCAGGCCAAGGUGGACAACCUGCAGAGUGAUAUUGAUUUCUUCACAACAAUCUACCAAGUGGAGCUGUCUCAGAUGCAGACCCAAAUCAGCGAAACCAAUGUCAUCCUCUCCAUGGACAACAACCGCAGCCUCAACCUGGAUGGCAUCAUUGCUGAGGUCAAGGCCCAGUAUGAGGACAUAGCCCAGAAGAGCAAAGCUGAGGCAGAGUCCGCAUACCAGACCAAGUAUGAAGAGCUGCAGAUAACUGCUGGCAGACAUGGAGACAAUGUGAAAAAUACAAAGAUGGAGAUUUCCGAGCUGAAUCGCGUGGUCCAGAGACUUAGAUCUGAAAUCGACACUGUCAAGAAGCAGAUCUCUAACUUGCAGCAGUCCAUCAGCGAUGCUGAGCAGCGUGGGGAGAAUGCUCUCAAAGAUGCCCAGAACAAGCUGAACGACCUGGAGGACGCCCUGCAGCAGGCCAAGGAGGACCUGGCCCGGCUGCUGCGCGACUACCAGGAGCUGAUGAACACCAAGCUGGCCCUGGAUCUGGAGAUUGCCACCUACAGGACCCUCCUGGAGGGAGAGGAAAGCAGGAUGUCUGGAGAGUGUCCGCCGAACGUGAGUGUGUCUGUGAGCACCAGCCACACCAGCAUCAGUGGAGGCGGCGGCCGAGGAGGUGGAGGUUACGGCUCUGGCGGCGGCGGUGGUAGCUACGGUUCCGGAGGUGGCUCUGGAGGUGGCAGCUACGGCUCCGGAGGUGGCAGUUAUGGUUCCGGAGGUGGCAGCUACGGCUCUGGAGGCGGCAGCUAUGGCUCUGGAGGUGGCGGCGGCGGCAGCGGCGGUGGCCGUGGUGGCUAUGGCUCCAGCUCUGGAGGAGGCAGCAGUGGGGGCCACAGAGGUGGCUCUGGAGGAGGCGGCGGUGGUGGCAGCUCUGGAGGCUCCCUGGGAGGCCGGGGAUCCAGCUCUGGGGGUGUCAAGAGCUCUGGUGGUAGUUCCAGCGUGAAGUUCAUGUCCACCAGUUAUUCCCGAGGGACGAGAUAAAGCAGUGCUCUCUAUCCCGUUAGCUCUAGCUCUUCCCCUCCAUCACUACCAAAUUUGCUUGGCAAGACCAAGGUCAGUUGUCCCAGCCUUAUUGGAGAAAAGAGCUAUGGUUAGUUACACUGGCUCAUCCUACUUCCCCAGCUCUUUCUUUUCUGCUCUGCUUCCCAAAGAAGUUUUCAGAUCAGUGGCAAUCUCAGUUCCCUGGCUAUGACCCUGCUUUGUGCUUUGCCUGAGAAACAGUUCAGUAAUUACCACCACACACAUGACAUUUCAAAGCACCUCCUAAAGCCAGCCACAGACCACAGACCAGUUCGACCCAGGGCGUCUUUGCCAUGCACAGAGCAAUUGCUCUGGACAGCUCCUCAGUAUCCUGUCUCUGUGAUGCUUUGGUUUUGUACAUAAGGUGUAAGCAAGUUGUUCGUCUUUUGUGGAGAGGUCUUAAACCCCCCAUUUCCUUGUUUUGCUGCA
This is a messenger RNA of Lemur catta (Ring-tailed lemur), 2400 nucleotides long. It is a transcript of the gene KRT1, whose product is annotated as keratin 1. The coding region runs from base 1 to 1932 and encodes 643 amino acids. Gene Ontology annotation, molecular function: structural constituent of skin epidermis. Gene Ontology annotation, cellular component: keratin filament. Lineage: Eukaryota; Metazoa; Chordata; Mammalia; Primates; Lemuridae. Gene Ontology annotation, biological process: keratinization; intermediate filament organization. The record is from RefSeq and is a predicted model, not a curated record. The transcript is spliced from 9 exons.